AUGACGGACCAACAAGCAUGGGCCUCGCUGGACCUCCAUAAAGGCACCAAGCGCGGAGAGUUAAAGAACAAGUUCUGUAAAUUCCAGCAUUACAGGCUAGUAUUUCAGGAAUUGGCCAAGUCCCUCGAAGAAUUUAAAGACGUAAAGGAGCUUCUCAUCGUAAUUUCAGAUGUCAUACAAGCACAUCAUGAUGCGUAUGAAAAGGCACAUAUUCUACAUCGCGAUAUCAGCGCAGGAAAUAUUAUGAUUAACCAGAACGGUCGGGGUCUUUUGAUUGACUGGGAUUUGUCCAAAGCGAUCAACACGCACGAUGACGGGACACACCAACCGGAGCGCACUGGAACAUGGCAAUUCAUUGCCUACAAUCAGGGAGGCAAACACGAGCCCGAAUAUCCCAUUCUUAUUCAUAGUAAAGACGAUGAUCUGGAAUCCUUCUUUCAUGUGCUAUAUUGGAUAGCACUGAGGUGCUGCGGCCACGGAAUGACCAUUGACGAAUUGAGAGCCAUUUUGGAACACAACUACGAUUUGGCGGUCCCAAUGGGUGAUAAACCUGUUGUUCCUGAAGGUAGAAAGGUCCUUCAAAACUCGCGGACCAUUCCAAAUGCAAGAUUUAAAUCGCCCGCCAUUGAUGCCUUCCUGGAACAAUUCCACAACAUAGUUAGCCAGCGAUACAUUCUUCAAGAGAAGCACAAAAAUUUACUUAUCUCAUGGAAGGACGAAAUACUGAAAGCCAAUCCAGAAGGUCUCGCAAACGAUGAAAUUGUUUUGGAACUAGAGGCGCCGGAUAAAGGCAAAUAA
This is a messenger RNA of Psilocybe cubensis, 798 nucleotides long. RefSeq lists its product as uncharacterized. The record is from RefSeq and is a predicted model, not a curated record. Bases 1 to 798 code for a protein of 265 amino acids. The transcript has 3 exons. Gene Ontology annotation, biological process: protein phosphorylation. Lineage: Eukaryota; Fungi; Basidiomycota; Agaricomycetes; Agaricales; Agrocybaceae. Gene Ontology annotation, molecular function: protein kinase activity; ATP binding.